Messenger RNA from Lingula anatina, 8832 nucleotides. RefSeq names its product ectopic P granules protein 5 homolog. Gene Ontology annotation, cellular component: cytoplasm. The record is from RefSeq and is a predicted model, not a curated record. Gene Ontology annotation, biological process: autophagosome maturation. NCBI's taxonomy places the organism in Eukaryota, Metazoa, Brachiopoda, Lingulata, Lingulida, Lingulidae.
CACAUGACCAAACAUACAAGAUGGCGGAAGCAGUGAAAGAGAGGAAACCUAAAAAAUCAAAGGUUAAAAGCAAAGGCAAGAAAACCAAAAGUACUGAACCAGGUGACAACAUUGGAGAGGAGGAUGAAAAAGUGGAAGAACUAAGUGGACAGCAAGUAGUUCAGAAAGACAAACUGAGUCCUGAACCUGGAAGUGAUAAGUCAACAGAAAUUGACAGCCCUUUGCAAAAUGAGGAAAAAGAAUCAAGUAGAAAAAACAUUGACGUUCCAGAGGAAAGUGAAGGAAAGCUGGCAUCAGUCAUCAACACACCUGUUGAUACUGAAGUUUUAAAUGAAAAUUUGCCACCAGAUGUGCAUUUAGAAAAUAGCUCAUCUGAAAGUCGCUCUGGUGAAAAACAGCAUAAAAAAGAAGAAGAAAGUUUACCAGUAGACAAUGACAAUACUGAAUCUACCAAUAAAGAUCAGUCCUUCAAAAUACUUGAGGAGGAUUCUGUUAACCAUGCCACACCUGAAGAAGGAACAACAUUAGAAAAUCAAAAACAAGAAAACACUUCAAAUGCAACUGAGGAACUGGUCAGUGCUACUAAAAGCAUAUCACAAGGCAUGGUUGAAGAACAGGAAGAAACAAAGGUUAAAUCAACAAAUGCAACACAAGUGAAGUCAGUUGAACAAAGUGCGAAAACUUCUGUCUCAGUAGAAGAACCUACCAAAAGAAAAAGUAAAGUUGUCCACAGGAAGAUUUAUCCUCAGUUGAAAGAGUUACUUAGUCCUGAUAUAAUCCUCAGACCAUUUUCAGAUGAGCAGCUGAAGUCACUGUAUUACAACCCGCUUUUAGAACAUCAGCAAGUGUUUGUGGAUGACUUCUUACAGCAAGCACAGCAGGACAAACAUGAGUUUUAUGAACUGUUGAUGAACUACUACAGGGCCCGUGUCAAUUAUGUCAAUGGUGAAGGAGAGUUAAGUGGCUUACAAAAAGAAUUCAAAAGGCAGGAAGAAAUGGUGUGGGUGACAUCAGAGCACAUCGCAACAGCUCAAGGCACCUGUUUGGACAAAGUCAGUGUGUCAGAAAAUCACCAGUAUUUACAAGUGACAUUUGAUGACAAGGUUGCAGGGGAUAUUAAUAAAUCUCUAAGCAGCAUUAGGACAGCAUUAUAUGACUCCUUGGCAUUGCAUGCAUAUUCAGCUCAGCUUUCUAGGCUUCAAGUUGAGUCCUACAUUCAUCAACUUUACAUAAAUUGCCCCUUUCUACAAGAAAUUCCCAGAAAUGCACCAGUUCAAGCUUUUUUGCCAGAGCAAAGGAGUCCACAAGCAGAUCAGCAAAUGUCAAUGUUGAAGAAGUGCAUAAGUAUUCUUUUUCUAUUCCAAAGAAGACCUGUGAAAGAUGAGCAGUUCACUCAGGAUGCUAGAAUGUGGCUCACAAGAUUGGUGGCAAGUUUACUGAGGAUAGCCACAUUGGAAGACCACUGGUUUAUAUUAAAUCAUGUGCUGCGCUGCCCAGCAGGUGUGGGCAAGUGGGCCAGUAAUUAUAUCCAGCUUGUCCAGCCCAGAUUGUCCAGGGGGCAGAGCUCCCUUGGAGGACCCUUGCUGGACAACUUCAUAGCCAUGCUGGCCACCUUGAUGUUGCCUGUGAAGGCCAGGACUGACUUUCUCAGUCAUAUGAAUGUGUCCUUGACCCCCUCAGCAGACAAUGGGGUGGACAACCCCUGGGUGCUGGUAGACUCAGAUGGAGAGGAGGAUGAAGACCCAGCCAACAGCUGGCAGUACUUGCAGGAGAAUGAUGUGGUGGCUCUGCUGCAUCAGUUUCCAUUAGAUGCCGUGUUCAGGCAUGCUUUACUUAUAGAGACAGAUGAAGAAGGACAAGAUCUUUAUUUUAUACAUAAAAGUUCAGAGCAGUCCAUGCUCAGGUUGUUUGCCUUUGCCACUAGUCUCAUGAAGAUUUUAGGACAAGGUUUGCAGACUUUCAAACUAGGAAGAUACAGGCAGUUUAACAAGAGAAUUGGAAGAUUGGUCAGGCAUACCAUUCAGUUUGUGUCUGACCAUUGGAUGAACUUCAAAAGCGCAUUUUCGCAUCUCCCAGAGCAGUCAAAGCAAAGGCUGCAGCUUGAACUUGAUCAUGUUUUCAUGAGGGCAACUGACUGCAUCCUUUCUGCACAGAAGCUUGGGUCUUGGCAAUUCAUGGCUGAUAUGCCAUAUGGCAGUGUUUCCAUGGAGAUGAUGUGGAAGUUACUAUGGUUACUACAUUUUGUUGAUGCAGGGGAAACAGUGCAAUUUUCAGUAGAGAUUUGCAAGCAGAAAAUGAAAGAUCCUGACAGCAAACUCGCUUUUGAGGAGAAACUGCUGGCAAUGCCUCUCUCAGAGGCCACCUACUUGUUGACAGCAUUCACCAACAUGGCCAGGUCCAGGCCUCCAGAGGACAUAGAGUUUGUCAAUGCCAUCACAGAGGAAAUGUUUGAGAUAUCCUAUGUGAGCACUCAUACCAGAGAAUUCUGCGCCAAGACAGGCCGGCAGCUCCUGGCCACACUGGCCACGUCACAUCCAUGUGUUAUUUCUACUCUGCUGCGGCUAAUACAGCAACAUCUUGACACAAUUGGAAUGCUCUCUGACCACAAAACAAAAUUGUUCACGGUGUCCAUGUAUCUGUUCCGUGAAUUGCCACUGUUUUUAUGGGAGCUUACCAGUGAAGAUCUUGAGACUAUUCACCACUGGGUGUUGAACUUGCCAUUGGUUUCCACAGAAAACCAGCUGGGGAGACUCAUACUCAGCCGGCUCAAUUAUGGUCUAACCAAGCAGGAAGAUCGAUUGUUCCUUGACAUAGCAUUCCAUCGUAAGAUUGCCAUCUUGAUAGUAGAAUCGUACCUGAAGCAAGUGGCAGCAAAGGGGAUGAGUGGGGUUAUCACAGAAGGAGUCAAACAGGUGGCUUCUGUUGUUAGCCAACAGAAAACAUCCCAGCAGCAGUUUCAUGACUGGGCAUGGGACACCAUAUUGAAACUGCGUCUCCACAAACAUCAACAGCCCAGACCAGUGAUGGGAGCCAAUGAGGACCAGGGAUUUGACCCAUGUGACUUAUUUGACCCAGUUAUGUUGGUGAUCUCCAAGAUGACUGACAACAAUGGUGCUCUUGCAUGCUAUGUUGCCACUGUGAUGACAAAAAUUGGACAUAGUGUAUCAGAAUUUUUGUCAGCAGGUCUCCCCAGACUGCAGUGCCUGGUACAGCAGCACCAUUCCACUGCAGUCAUCCAAGUGCUAUAUGUGAUUGUGCCUCUUUUUUAUGACAGUCCACAGCCAUUGAUCAAAAGUGAACUGUUCCAGACCAUACUGCAUUCCCUGCUGUCUGCAGACCAGACCUAUGCUAAAAUGGCCAAAAGCCUGCUGUACUCUGACUUCCCAGGGGAGAUUGUCAAAAUGCUGGCUUGUAUGAUACAGACCCAGAUUAAUGGUGCCUCAGCCAUGUUGCCCUAUUCUCCACCAAUGGUGAUAGAGCUUUGGAUGAACAUGCUCACACAGAACACUGUUUGGUACCAAGACAGGAAUGUGCAAUAUCUGAUCAAUUUUCUCAUAAAGUCAGGACAUAGCUGUAAAGGUGGAAAGGAAGUGAUUGAGACUCUGAUGUAUAAUCAGUACAAGUUGUUCAUUAAGAGUCAAGGCGGUCACAGUAUGGUGUCAUCCCUGGUCAGUUGGAUAGCCACGGGCAGUGCUGCCAUCCCUACCUUCCUGGAGGGUGCAUCUCUGCCCGAGUUUCCCUGGCUGGCAUACCACCUCCUCCAUGCAGAGGAGCAGUACCAGCAUGACUCUUAUCUAUGGCAGGUGGUGCAAAUAGAACUCAUCACUAAGCCUAAACUGACUGUGGAUCAGGCAGUCAAGAAAGCCAUAAUCAACUUAAAGAUAGAAGGCAGUCUACCUGCAUCCAGACUGUGCAUCUAUCGCUGGGGUCAGCAGGCACUGGACACUGCAGUGGACCAUCCUUUACUACCACUGCUCUGGCAGAGAUUCUUCCAGCUUUACCUGGGCAGACCAGCUCAUACUCCAGGGUUACCAGAGAGAGGAGGUAUAGGCCACAAGUUCUUUGAAAGUUCAGUCAACACCUCCUUGUUGAAAAGAAUGAAGAAGAGGCUGAAUGAGGCCACAGAACACCACCACAAAGUUCUACAGGAACAAAGUCUGGAGACUGCAGACAUUGAUACUGGCACCAGGAGGACAGCAGAUGAAGAGAGAUCUGGUAGAGAUGGUGAGGCAGAGGAGGAAGAGGAGGAGAAUCUUUUGUUACAUAAUGUCGGCUACCAGAAAAGCAGAGAAUUUCACCAAAGCCUAGUCAGGUAUUACCAAACAUUAGGUUUCUGGCUUGAGGAGCCCAGACUACAUGACCCACAUCUGUAUCUACCAGGCCUUCCACCACAAUAUGAUGCUGAGAGGCUUCUCAAGCUUUUUCAGAAUCAGACAGAACCGUGGGUUGAAUUUCUUGACUCUGCUCAGUUAGAUUAUGAGUUGUCCCAGAUGGUCAGUGAAUGGGUGACCAAAAUGUGUCCCAAGGCCAACUACAGGAUGAGAAGGAACUCGAUGAUUGAUGCCUAUAACCCUCUUGCUGCUACAGAGAGAAUACUUGGUAGACUGCAGAGAUAUGAGCAGCCGCUCCCUCCACCGCCCCUGGUCCCCCUGAAAGCCCCUCUGCCAGAUGUGAGUCCCAGCAUACUGGGGGACAAGGACACCCUCAUCUACACCAUCAGUGCUGACCUAGCAGGGCUGGUGGAAUACUCAAAGUUAUUUAUGGCCUCUGUUUCGCAACAUCUGGCACUGGACCUCAGUUAUCAGGAGCUUCUGCCAAAUCUGUACAGGAAUGAACCAACCAUGAAAGAGAUGUACAUCAGCUGCAAGAGCACAUUCAGCCUGUCUCAUAACUGUAAAGGACCCGCUUUUGUGACCGUCAGAUUUGAGGAGAAAAAGCGCAACGAGUCGGUGUACCAGAGAGUUGAAGAGAACCGCAGUGAGUGGAAGCAGCUGCUGGCCCAGUCCUCACAACCUCCACCUCAAAAUAUCUGCAGUGCUGCUGUCCAUGUGGAGAAUGUCAUCAUAGCCUUGAUCAAAGAAGCACAUUCUGAAUCCCCUGUCCCUCCUCAGUAUUCAAGUGUUGGAUCAGCUUUGUUUUACCACAUGGCAUCCAUGAUUGGGGAUGAAACGAAAUAUUAUCCACCUACAAGGCAGUUCUUCUCAUCUUGUAUAGAGAUUUUGGGACAGGAGUUCAUUAGCCCCAAUCCCAAAGAAUCUCUUCCGCUGUUGGAGACCAUUUUGAAGAGCCCUUCACUAGGGGGUUUACUGGCCCCCCAUUUCUUCCCCAAUGCCUGCCCCGACACUUUUGUUCGCAUGUAUGAACAGGUGAUUGACGCCUCACAAAGGCAUGGAUGUGAUGUCACCUUCAUGUUACUGACCAAGUUCGAUGUCCCCCAGUGGCUAGGCAAUGUAAGGCCUGUGCACUCAGAGAGAAGCCAUCUUGUAGAGACCAUAGGUAAAGCAUUGUGCCAAUGUGGGAACGAACCGGCAGAGAAUACACUCAUGGUGUUUGAGGUGUACAGAUCACACCUGAAGAAGUUGACAUCAUAUGAGUUUCCUGACCAGUAUGGGGAUGUCUUGAAAUUACUUCUCAAUGCCUCCAGCACAGGCAAACUAUGUCCAAAGAUCUGGGGUGAUUUCCUGGAGAGCAUUGGUUGUAAAUAUGUGAGACAAGAGGGUUUUGACCUGUCUUAUGCUGACAACAUGAUGCAGUCACAGGCACUCACCACCACAGCACAGUUCAAAGAGAGUAUUGACUGGCUGUCUACUUACUUUAUGAAGUUGAGGACCACCACCCCCAGCCUGGCCUCAUUUGGUCUGUACUCCCAGUGGAAGCCAUAUGUGACACACAUCAGUGUGUUCCUGGGUUAUCUGUGUGGCAGCCUGGUCCUCAAGACAGUGGGCAGUCUGCAGGCUGGACAGGCCAACUUUAACCCACAGGAAGGAGCUGAGUCUGUGUGGCAGGCCACAGUUCAGGUGUUUGCGCCAUGGCUGGAACCUUUACACAGAGACAAUGGGGAAGUGCUGUGCCCAUGGAUUGUUGGAGAUACCAACACAGCCUUUGACAUGGUGGCCAUGUUCACAGAGAGUGUGGCCUGCAACUUCAAGCAGUUAGAAGGCUUCAUCCCGCCUUUUGCCAGGAAUGCCCUCACCCUGGUGUGGGAGUACUAUGUGAAAGUGUUAUCUGCAAAGAAAACCCCAGAACACAUUCUACAGGUCUUCCAUGCCAGACUGACUACACUUCAGUGGGGAAAGUUCCUUCCAGAUCUGCAGACUUUAGAACUGAUGGUCAAGCUCCAGGCUGUGGGCACCAGGGAAAGCUUUGUAUUCCUUGGUUUGGUCUUCACACAGAUGCCUUGGCAAGAUAUCGUCAACUUUUACCUCACACAGCAGCCUGCAGAGGGCACCACAGGACUCAUGGCUAUUUUGUUCCAGCUCUUGAUUCAAAUGUCUCAAGAGAAAGGACUUAUGGAUGUGCAGGGUUCAGAUUUGCCUAGGCUAUUACUUUUAGCAGAAUCAUUUCCCUGGCAUUUCUUGGAUGCUGACAACUUCAAGAGAGUGUCUGACUGGUUCUUGCAGUAUUGUGAUCCUAAAUGUGUCCUGGCAGAGAGGUCCUCAAACAGUGCAGUGGUCCUGAGGUUACUCAAAUCAGCGGCUGGGUUUGUGAGUGCUACAGGUAGCCCUUUUCACCCUGAAACUCCUCGCAAGAGGGCGCUGUAUGUUCACUGUGUGGUAGAGCUGGUCUGCAAGUGCUCCCAAAUGAAGGGAGUAGACCCAGAGAACUUCACAACUCUCAUUUUAAAUCUGCUCACAGAGGUGGAAACUGUGGUCAGCACCAUCCCAGAUCUGUCUAUCCAGUGGGAAGAGUCUGUCACCCUGUGCGUGGAGGUCCUCCAGUUGCUGAAUAACUGUAACCCCCAGACGACCACAGUGACAGCAGUCCUGAGGAGUAUCAGUCAGUGGAUAGAGUCAUCUCCGUGCACAGUCCUCCUGCUGCCUCUGGUCACAGCAGGUUGCAGGUGCUUGGCCUCCAUUGUACACAUGGUGCAAAUCAUUGAGAACUGCAUGGAUGCCUUCUUUAAUUCUGGCUUGGAACUGAGUGAAAGUUAUGGUUGGGGUAGGCUGCUGUCAGCCAUGCAGAUACCAGAGUUGACGUUUCGGGAGUUUCUGGUGGAAAGUUUACGUCAGGGCAGCUAUUUGACAUUGUACGCGUAUGUCCUGCAGCAUUUACCAAAAUGCCAGAGCCUUGAUGAAGAAAAUAGCCAUAUUGCUGGGAUAGUGCAGUGGACUGCCACUGCCAAACCAACAAGUGAAAAUGAAGCCAAGUUAUUCCUGUGGUGGGGUAAGAUCCUAGAUCUGCUGCUACGGCAGAUUGACUUUGGCGCCUCGCAUGCCAUUGUGAUCAGAUCUCUGAACAACUUCAUCGCAGCUCUCACCACACUGGGAGAAGACAAGAUAAGUGCUGGACUACUGGGAGCUAUAGGUCUUGGCAGGGCAUCCAACUUGUCUGUUAGGUUCCGUUUAGUGGCAAGAAGUCUGUCUGCUUUCCUUCAAGCACAGAUCGUGAAGAACAAUGCUCUUAGACUCGUGCCCCAUGACCAUACUCCACCCAAUGUACAGCAAAUUGUCACGUCCCUCAGAAACCUCAAGACAAACAAGCAGUACACACCCCUCAAAGAGCAGAUAGAUUUUGCCUGUCAGUUUGUCAGCUCAAGAGGCAGGUGUUUGAGGGAUGCUAAGUUCUUGUUAGCAGAGCUGACUGGGGUCCUGUUCCCAGAGAAAAGAUACCUGGCUGUAGUUCAAAAUCCUCAGCCAUAAAUUGUAUUCCGAACAGCAAGAGUUGAUGGUCUUAUUUGGACAUGAUAUUCUCUUUGAUUGUUUUGUAUGACAUUAUACAUGUUGUAUAGAGGUAGCAUGUUUCAUCAAAACAGGCAUUGUAUUCACAUUAUUUUGUGCCGCAUGUCUUGCCUGAAACAGGUCUUUGUUUACAAAAUCAACAAAAUUAAAGGCAAAAAAUGAGAUUUGAUUGCAUUACUUUAUAUUAAGUCCACAGCAUGACUUACUGGUACAGCAAAUUGUACUGAUUGUGUAGAAGCCAUGAUAUUGAAAAUGCUUACACACAUUGUAGUGAAGCAUGUGGCUGCUGUACUUUGGAUAAGAUUGAUAACUUCAAGUGCUUCUUAGCAGGCUCUCUACAAGAAUUGAGUGAUCUUGACUUGAAGGACCUAGCUCUUACUUUAAGAGGAAUGGAGCACCAUUGAUUGAAAAAUAUUUACCUCUCUUUGCCUCUAAGCAUUGUUUUUAUAUUGUUAAUAUUUUUUAUCUUGAAUGGUUGUGGUUAACCAAGCUUAUUAUUUUAUUUAAUUUUUUCAUUAAUAAUUAGCGUUAGAAAAUGUUAGAACAUCGAGUUGGGGAGAUUUUAAUUUCCUCCCCAUUUGCAGGCUGUGAAUGGUUUCAAAGUACUGUUGUUAUACUUGGCAUAUGUACAUAUAUUGAUAAUUCUGGGUCAUGUGCCAGUGCACAUUGCUUGUUUUUGUGUCUGGUCAUGGAAUAUUGUGGGAAACUGGUGUAAUGUGGGAAACUACAUGUAGCUGUGCUUUGGGAUGGUGACAUUUAGAGUUUCAAUGAAAGUACAGAUAUUAUUGCCAUAACUUAAACCACUUGGCAGUGUGAUACCCAGAACUGUUGAAAAACAUUCUUAAUUCAUUAAUUGUAUACACUGAAAACUUGACAUGGACCUUGAGAGGAGAGCCGCACUGUGGUUUAUUUGAUUUCCAGGUUAUUCCACAAA